AUGUACAAUGCCGGCUAUGGCUUUGGCAACCCGGCCUUCAACCAACCCGGAACGCCGCAGCAGCAACAGCAGCAGCAACCACCACAACAGCAGCCGGGGCAGCCCAAUCCUCAGAUGAUGUACAAUCAGCAGCAGCAGUUCGCGGGUAUGGGACCCCAGGGAGGCUUCAACCCCGGCGCCAAUCCCCAGAUGAUGCAGGGCAUGCCAGCUGGCAUGUUGCAAAACCCUGGGAUGGCCAAUAUGCCCCCCAAUGGACAGACCGGAUUGAACCCAAUGACCAGUUUUCUGGAACAUGCUAACAAGGAUAUGAAUGCAGUGCCCGGAUACGGCCAACAGUUCCCCGGAGCCGGUUACGGUCAGAUGAUGCCCGGCGGCGGCGGCGGCGGCGGCGGCAUGCCUCAAAACUUUGCGCCGAAUAAUUACAUGAUGCCCGGCGGUAUGCAGGGAUUUCCGAUGAACCAACCGGGCAUGACCCCCCAGCAGAUGCAAUUAAUGCAGAGGAUGCAGGCACAACAAGCCGCUCAACAGGCAGCCCAGCACCAGCAACAACAACACCAGCAGCAGCAGCAUCAUCAACAACAACAUCCCCAACAACAGCAACAGAUGCCGCAGCAGCAGCAACAGCAUCCUCAACAGGCGCAGCAGCCUCAGCAACCGCAGCAACAAAUACAACCGCAGCCGCAACAACCUCCACAGCCUCAACAGCCCCAGCCCCAGCAACUUCACCAACCACCGAUGAAUGCUGCCAUGUCACAGGUCUCUACACCUCAAAGACCGCCGAGCGCAGCCCAAGGCACCCCAACGAACCCGAUGCAGCAGCAGCAGCAACAGCAACAGCAACAGCAACAGCAACAGCAACAACAAUUCUCGACACCACAGCCUCAGUCUCAAAAUCAAACUCCGCAAAACGCACAGCAGCAAUCCGCGAGUGGAACACCUCAAACGCCGACGUUCUCAGCCAACCACGGCGGUGGUAUGAGUCUUCCUACAUCAGGCACGCCAAUGAGUCCAGGUGCCGAAUCCAGGGAAAAGGAGAGGUUUGCACUGCUCUUGGACAUCAACCAUGAGCUGCUUUACGAAUCAAUACAGAUUCAAACCACACAAUCGGAGCUUAAAAAGGAGAACCCCUCGCCAAACGGCAACCCGGCAGAAAGGAAACCUACCGAAGAGGAAAACCUGUUCCAGCAAGAUUACCUUCAGUGUAUGAGACGACUACAGGCAAAUCUAUCCUACAUGGCCGCCAUGGCAGACCGAAAACCGGAGGUCAAGGCACCGCCCUGCCCGGCGUAUCUCAGCGCGCCUCCCCUAAAUCUUUCGCUUAAGUUGAGAGCUGCGCCAAUUGGAGCAGAAGGACAAGAUGUGAACAUUGACCCCGUUGCGGACAGGGCCGAGCGAGACAAAUCAAUCAAGGAUCUGUAUCGUCGACUGCAAGCAGUCUUCCCAGGAUUUGACCCGAAGAAGGAGCCCGUUUUCCGCUCUGGUGCUGGACAAAAGAUUGGUGGUCAAGGGCCAAACCAAGCCAGUCCAGCCGUUCCGCAAAACCCUCAGAUGCCAAACAUAACCGCACCGCCUGGCCACCCUGGGAUGAUGGGCUAA
Molecule: messenger RNA, 1596 nt
Organism: Metarhizium acridum CQMa 102
Lineage: Eukaryota; Fungi; Ascomycota; Sordariomycetes; Hypocreales; Clavicipitaceae
Source: RefSeq, a predicted model, not a curated record